AUGUUCGCCGUUCCAGGAUGGUCGCUGGAGAGCUCUGCGCUCAAGCAGCAGUCUCAACCAGCGCAAGCCCAAACCGAGUCCCAGCCGACCAACGAUGGCGCAACGCCCAAUGGCAAGAACAAGGACAAGAAGCGCAAGCGUGAUCAUGUCACCUCUGGCAAUGUCAACGAGAUGUACCGCAAGCACAUCGAGGGCGAAUCUGAAAAGCCCUGGAAGAAAAAGAAGCAGGAAAAGCAGGCAUCUGCUGCUGCGGCUGCUGCGGCUGCUGCUUCUCCCAAGACCGACAAAGAGGAGGUGAACAAGGUCGCCGCUGAUUCUGUUCAAGAGGAGGGUCAGGGCAAGAAGAAGAAGCAGAGGAAGAACAAGAAGAACAAGGACAACGAUACCCAAGAGGACAAGGCAGACGGUGCCGCACCUGCUCAAUCGACCACCUCUGCGGCGAGCGCCCUUGCGGCCCCGCCAACGACAAACGCAACCCUUACCCCUCUCCAGCAGGCUAUGCGCCAGAAGCUGAUUUCCUCUCGAUUCCGCCACCUGAACGAAACUCUGUACACCACCGACUCCUCCAAAGCCGUCGAGCUGUUCAACGCGAAUCCCGAGUUGUUCGACGAGUACCACGCUGGUUUCUCCCGCCAGGUCAAGGAAUCAUGGCCCUCUAACCCCGUCGAUGGCUAUAUCCAGGCCGUCCGUCGUCGUGGGGCUGUGCCUGUGCCCAAAAGAGGCAAGCCUCUCCCUAACAAGGCUCUGCCUCUGCCCCGUAGACCCAAUGGAGUCUGCAGCAUUGCCGAUCUGGGCUGUGGUGACGCCGCACUUGCUCGCAACCUGACACCAUCUGCCAAGAAGCUCAACCUGAAGCUGAACAGCUAUGACCUUCAGUCCCCCGACCCUCUCAUCACCAAGGCCGACAUCUCUAAACUUCCCGUGGAGGACGGUUCCAUGGAUGUGGCCAUCUUCUGUCUCAGUCUGAUGGGUACCAACUGGGUCUCCUUCGUUGAGGAGGCAUGGCGCGUGCUCCGCGGCGACGGAAAGGGCGAGUGCUGGGUUAGUGAAGUGAAGAGUCGCUUUGGCAAAGUCACCCGCAAGAAGUCCAUGAUCGGCGCACAGAAACCGCUCAGCAAGACUCAGCAGAAGAAGCAGAAGAAGAGCAAGAAGGAUGACGACUCUGAUAUCGACGAGGCGGACAUCUUUGCUGAAGAUGCCCGUCCUCCUGCCGAUGAUGACGAGACGGAUAUCUCGGCAUUUGUCGAGGUCUUCCGUACUCGUGGCUUCGUGUUGCGCCCGGAGUCGGUGGACAAGUCCAAUAAGAUGUUUGUCAAGAUGGAGUUUGUGAAGCAGGGCGGCGCCCCAAUCAAGGGCAAGCAUGCUACUGGAUUGAGUGCAACGGCUCCUGGUGGAAAGAAGCGGUUCGUAGACCGCAAGCCGGCGGCUGACAGUGGCAUGAACUCUGAGCAGGAAGCCCAAGUGCUGAAGCCUUGCGUGUAUAAGAUUCGGUAG
This is a messenger RNA of Penicillium cataractarum, 1494 nucleotides long. Its product is annotated as 25S rRNA (adenine645-N1)-methyltransferase. Gene Ontology annotation, biological process: ribosomal large subunit biogenesis; rRNA methylation. NCBI's taxonomy places the organism in Eukaryota, Fungi, Ascomycota, Eurotiomycetes, Eurotiales, Aspergillaceae. Gene Ontology annotation, cellular component: nucleolus. The coding region runs from base 1 to 1494 and encodes 497 amino acids. The transcript has a single exon. Gene Ontology annotation, molecular function: rRNA (adenine) methyltransferase activity. The record is from RefSeq and is a predicted model, not a curated record.